Messenger RNA from Ochotona curzoniae (black-lipped pika), 2324 nucleotides. RefSeq names its product collagen alpha-2(IV) chain-like. The record is from RefSeq and is a predicted model, not a curated record. The coding region runs from base 35 to 2173 and encodes 712 amino acids. Lineage: Eukaryota; Metazoa; Chordata; Mammalia; Lagomorpha; Ochotonidae. Gene Ontology annotation, molecular function: protein binding. The transcript has 6 exons.
CAGGCACCGUCCAUGUCUCCACAGGGCUGGCAGCAUGGAGAUCUCAUGGAGCUGGCUGGUGGUCUGUGUGCUGGCCACAUGUCUGGCCUCUGGGGUGACCCAGGACGUGUGCCAAGCCCCCAGCGGCAGGGAUGGGGUCCCAGGGAUACCUGGCCGACCGGGACGGCCUGGCCUCAAGGGCGAGAGAGGGGCGCCUGGGGCCCCUGGUAUGCGCACGGGCAUCCGAGGCCUAAAAGGAGACCCUGGGGAACCAGGCCCCCCUGGCAGCCCUGGCAAGGUGGGCUUCCCAGGACCCAGUGGCCCAGUAGGGGACCGUGGCAGCCCGGGACCCAAAGGCACCAAGGGCAAUCCGGGCAACAUCAGGGACCAGCCGCGGCCGGCCUUCUCGGCAGUGAGGCGAAACCCGCCGACGGGCGGCAACGUGGUCAUCUUCGACACCAUCAUCACCAACCAGGAAGAGCGGUACCAGAACCACUCAGGCCACUUCGUGUGCAACGUGCCCGGCUUCUACUACUUCACCUUCCAGGUGGUGUCCAAGUGGGACCUCUGCCUGUUCAUCGUCUCCUCCUCCAGGUCGCAGGCGCGCCGCUCCGUGGGCUUCUGCGAUAGCAACAGCAGGGGGCUCUUCCAGGUGCUGUCGGGGGGCACUGUGCUGCAGCUGCAGAAAGGGGACCAGGUGUGGAUCGAGAAGGACCCCACCAAGGGCCGCAUCUACCAGGGCAAUGAGGCCGACAGCGUCUUCAGCGGCUUCCUCAUCUUUCCAUCUAGAAUCCCAGCUAUCCCAGGGACCCGAGGACCCAAGGGUCAGAAAGGCGAACCAGGCACACCCGGCCAUCCAGGGAAGAAUGGCCCCAUGGGAGCCUCUGGGAUUCCGGGGGAGCCUGGGCGCAGGGGCCCUCCAGGAGAGCCAGGUGUGGAGGGCAGGUACAAGCAAAAGCACCAGUCAGUGUUCACGGUCACUCGGCAGACUGCCGAGUACCCAACGCCCAAUAGCCUGGUCAAGUUCAACACGGUCAUCACCAACCCUCAAGGGGAUUACGACACAAGUACUGGCAAGUUCACCUGCAAAGUGCCCGGCCUCUACUACUUCGUCUACCACACCUCAAACACAGCCAACCUGUGCGUUCAGCUCUACCACAACGGGAACAGGGUGACCGCCUUUUGCGACCACAUGUCCAAUACCAAGCAGGUCAGCUCGGGCGGGGUGUCCCUGCGGCUGCAGGUGGACGACGAGGUGUGGUUGGCCGUCAACGACUACAAUGGCAUGGUGGGCACCGAGGGCUCCGACAGCGUCUUCUCUGGCUUCCUAGCUUCCGCUUUGGAGCAAAGAGCAGCGGGCUCUGAGCUCCUGGUUCCACUGCUGCCCAGCCCAGCGGCCUCAAAGGACACCCAGUCCCCAGGAGGCAGCAGAACGAGCACGGCAAUGAAGAGCCCAAGGGGCAGCAUCCCAGCACUGCUGCUGUUGCUCGGUCUGUUGGACGCUUCACAAGCACAGAGCAGCUGCUCUGGGCACCCAGCUAUCCCUGGCACCCCAGGCAUCCCAGGAUUACCUGGCUCUGAUGGCACUCCUGGAACCCCAGGGGUAAAGGGAGAGAAAGGACUUCCAGGACUAGCUGGAGAUCACGGCGAGUUUGGAGAGAAGGGAGACCCAGGGAGUCCCGGGAAUCCAGGAAAAGUGGGCCCCAAGGGACCAGUUGGCCCUAAAGGUGUCCCAGGAGCCCCCGGAGCCCCUGGCCCCAAGGGCGAAUCGGGAGACUACAAAGCCACACAGAAGAUCGUCUUCUCAGUACUAAAGACCAACGCCAUCCCGGUGCGCCGGGACCUUCCUGUCCGCUUCGAGCACAUCAUCACCAAUGAGAACAGCAACUAUUAUUCUCGGAGUGGCAAGUUCACGUGUACCGUGCCCGGCCUCUACUACUUCACCUACCAUGCCACCUCACGAGGGAACCUGUGUGUGGGCAUCUUUCGGGGCCGGGAGAAGCCACAGAAGGUGCUUACCUUCUGUGACUACUCCGUCAACACCUUCCAGGUCACCACAGGUGGCGUGGUCCUCAAGCUGGAAAUGGGUGAGAGCGUCCACCUGCAGACCAAUGACAAGAACUCCUUGCUGGCCAUGGAGGGGGCCAAUAGCAUCUUCUCUGGGUUCCUGCUCUUCCCAGAUGCAGAUGUAUAACCCGGCAGCGGGGCUGAUACUCACCCCAUCCCACCUGAUGCGCCCCCUUCCCCCAGCAUGGGCCCCUCCCCCUCGGGAGCAUGCAGGAGAGCUCUGGGAAUGUAGCAGAGUGAAUGAGUAAAUAAAGUCUUCAAGGCCAAGAGACCCGGCC